CAACAGGGCCUGGCACAGUGAGUUCUCUGCGUAUCAGAACCAGAUGGGAUGUAUACAAUUACCUAGUCAAAUGAUUGUGAGGAAACUGAGGCACAGAGAGGAGAAGUACAAAGUCCAGGUUCACACAGACUUCGGGCUCAAGAUGGUGGCAGUGGCCCUGUUGCUACAGUGCUGCCCAGCACUUGCCCAGGGCCCCAGAAGCCUCCUGGGCAAGAUAGUUAAGACUCACCAGUUUCUUUUCGGCAUUGGGCACUGUCCCAUCCUGGCCACCCAAGGACCAAUCUGUUCACAAAUCCACCUUAAGGCAACCAAAGCUGGAGGAGACUCUCCAUCUUGGACCAAGGGCCACUGUCCCUUCAUGCUGUCAGAAUUUCAGGAUGGGAAGAGCAAGAUUGUGCAGAAGGCGGCCCCAGAGGUUCAGGAGGAUGUGAAGGCUUUCAAGACAGACCUGCCCAGCUCCCUGGCCUCAACCAGCCUGAGGAAGCCACUUCCCAGUCUCCAGGAGCCAGGGCAGAUUUCAGAGAAGAUCACACACUUGGUUCAGAACAACAUGACUGGAAACCAUGUCUUUGGUUAUGACCAGUUUUUCAGGGAUAAGAUAAUGGAGAAGAAACAGGACCACACCUACCGUGUGUUCAAGACUGUGAACCGCCGGGCUGAUGCAUACCCCUUUGCCCAGCACUUUACUGAGGCAUCAGUGAUCUCAAAGGAUGUGUCUGUCUGGUGCAGUAAUGAUUACCUGGGCAUGAGCCGGCACCCUCGGGUCUUGCAGGCUACACAGGAGACCCUGCAGCAUCACGGAGCUGGUGCUGGUGGCACCCGUAAUAUCUCAGGCACCAGUAAGUUUCAUGUAGAACUGGAGCAGGAGCUGGCUGAGCUACACAAGAAGGACUCAGCCCUGCUCUUCUCCUCCUGCUUUGUGGCCAAUGACUCCACUCUCUUUACUUUGGCCAAGAUCCUGCCAGGAUGCGAGAUUUACUCAGAUGCCGGUAACCACGCUUCCAUGAUCCAAGGUAUCCGCAAUAGUGGAGCAGCCAAGUUUGUCUUCGGGCACAAUGACCCUGACCACCUGAAGAAACUUCUAGAGAAGUCUAACCGAGAGACACCCAAAAUUGUGGCCUUCGAGACUGUUCACUCCAUGGAUGGUGCCAUCUGUCCCCUUGAGGAGAUGUGUGAUAUUGCCCACCAGUAUGGGGCCCUGACCUUUGUGGAUGAGGUCCAUGCUGUAGGACUGUAUGGGUCCCGGGGUGCUGGGAUUGGGGAGCGUGAUGGAAUCAUGCACAAGAUUGACAUCAUCUCUGGAACUCUUGGCAAGGCCUUUGGCUGUGUUGGCGGCUAUAUCGCCAGCACCCGUGACUUGGUGGACAUGGUGCGCUCCUAUGCCGCAGGUUUCAUCUUCACCACUUCACUGCCCCCUAUGGUGCUGUCUGGGGCUCUGGAGUCUGUGCGGCUGCUCAAGGGAGAGGAAGGUCAAGCCCUGAGGCGGGCCCACCAGCGCAAUGUCAAGCACAUGCGCCAGCUACUAAUGGAUAGGGGUCUCCCUGUCAUCCCCUGCCCCAGCCACAUCAUCCCUAUCCGGAUAGGUGAUGCAGAGCUGAACAGCAAGAUCUGUGAUCUCCUGCUCUCCAAGCAUGGCAUCUAUGUGCAGGCCAUCAACUACCCAACUGUCCCCCGGGGUGAGGAGCUGCUGCGCUUGGCACCCUCGCCCCACCACAGCCCUCAGAUGAUGGAAGACUUUGUAGAAAAGCUGCUGAUGGCCUGGAAUGAAGUGGGGCUGCCUCUCCAGGAUGCUUCUAUGGCUGCCUGCAAUUUCUGUCGCCGCCCUGUGCACUUCGAGCUUAUGAGUGAGUGGGAACGUUCGUACUUCGGGAACAUGGGGCCUCAGUAUGUCACCACAUAUGCCUGAAAAGCCAGCUGCUUGACUUCCCCACCACACCUGCACUUCAUGUGGGGCUGGGUGUCCUCCUGUCCUCUGCUUCACUGUGUGCCUUCGCUGCUUUGAGUCUAAAAAUAAAGAGCAAACUGCA
This is a messenger RNA of Choloepus didactylus (southern two-toed sloth), 2027 nucleotides long. It is a transcript of the gene ALAS2, whose product is annotated as 5'-aminolevulinate synthase 2. The transcript is spliced from 11 exons. The record is from RefSeq and is a predicted model, not a curated record. Gene Ontology annotation, cellular component: mitochondrion; mitochondrial matrix. NCBI's taxonomy places the organism in Eukaryota, Metazoa, Chordata, Mammalia, Pilosa, Megalonychidae. Gene Ontology annotation, biological process: hemoglobin biosynthetic process; heme biosynthetic process; erythrocyte development. Gene Ontology annotation, molecular function: pyridoxal phosphate binding; 5-aminolevulinate synthase activity. The coding region runs from base 44 to 1906 and encodes 620 amino acids.